Alnus glutinosa is the source of this 2415-nucleotide messenger RNA. Its product is annotated as putative receptor-like protein kinase At3g47110. Gene Ontology annotation, biological process: protein phosphorylation. Bases 1 to 2415 code for a protein of 804 amino acids. The record is from RefSeq and is a predicted model, not a curated record. Lineage: Eukaryota; Viridiplantae; Streptophyta; Magnoliopsida; Fagales; Betulaceae. Gene Ontology annotation, molecular function: protein binding; ATP binding; protein kinase activity. The transcript is spliced from 4 exons.
AUGGUGUGGAAACUUAGAGAAGGAAAAGGAGGAUUGGAUUGGAUCAUCUCCAAUGGACGGUCCAUAGUGCAGCUCUCCAGAUGGCAGGGAAUUACAUGCGGCCGCAGGCAUCAAAGAGUUACGGCCUUGUACCUGCCUGGCUAUAACUUGAGUGGAUCCAUAUCACCUUACAUCGGCAACCUCAGCUUUCUUAGGGUGGUCAACCUCCGAGACAACUUCUUACACGGCCAAAUUCCACAAGAAGUUACUCAUUUGCUCCGGCUGCAAAAUCUCAAUCUUAGCAAUAACUUGUUAACAGGAGAAAUUCCCAGCAACUUCACCAACUGUCCUGAACUCAGAAUCAUGGACUUCAAAAGGAAUAAACUUACUGGGAAUAUUCCUUCUGAGCUGGGCUCUUUGAAGAAGCUUGUCAAGCUUCAGUUUUACCAAAAUAAUUUGACAGGAGGCAUCCCACCGUCUUUGGGAAAUGUUUCUUCACUCGAAGCACUCGAAAUUUCGUUCAAUAAUUUAGUGGGAAAUAUUCCAGAUGAGAUAGGCCAUUUGCGGAGGUUAUUUUUCUUCGGAGCUGGGAGCAAUAAUCUGUCCGUUUCACUAUCCAAUGCUUCUCAGCUUGAAGCACUUGAUCUCUCCAAUAACAAUUUUGUGGGGCAAGUUCCAACUGAUCUAGGAAACCUGCUAAAUGUCCAGAUACUAGGUGUUGGUGGAAAUAAUCUUGGAAGUAAUUCAACCAAGGAUUUGGAUUUCUUAACGUCUUUGGGUAACUGCACCAACCUGGUAGAGCUAGCUUUUUCCAGUAACAAUUUCGGAGGUAGUUUACCUGAUUCUAUAGGCAAUUUGUCGAAGCAACUCAGUGUUUUGUAUAUUGGUGGCAAUCAAAUAUCUGGAAUUAUUCCUGCAACAUUAGAGAAUCUCAUCAACUUAAGUAUCCUCAAAAUGCAGGAAAACCUGUUCACAGGCACCAUCGCCAAUUAUUUUGGGAAGUUACAAAAGCUACAAGGAUUGUAUUUGUUUGGAAACAGAUUGUCAGGGCACAUACCAUCCUCUCUAGGCAACCUCACUCAAUUGGUAGAACUUUUCUUAUAUCAGAACAAAUUGGAAGGGAGCGUUCCAUCAAGUUUUGGAAAUUGCAAAAGUUUGCAGUUCUUAGAUAUUUCAAAAAAUAAUCCUAGCGGAGCCCUACCCAAAACGAGUAUUUCUUCCCAAUUACUAGGACUUGACUUAUCACAAAACUCAUUAACGGGCAUCCUACCUAUGGAAGUGGGAAAUUUGAAAAAUAUUUACCAUUUGGAUGUCUCUGAAAACAAUUUGUUUGGUGAGAUUCCUAGAAGCAUUGGAGAUUGCUUGAGUUUGCAGAAUCUUUACUUGCAAGGUAAUUCAUUUGAAGGAAACUUACCUCUAUCUUUGGCAUCCUUGAAAAACCUUCACUAUGCAAAUCUUUCGCGAAAUAAUUUUUCGGGAAUAAUUCCUAAAGAUCUACAGAAAAUUUCUGUUCUACUGUAUUUGAAUCUUUCAUUUAAUAGUUUGGUGGGCGAGGUACCAACAGAGGGAGUUUUCCGAAAUGCAAGUCAAAUAUCAGUGAUAGGAAAUAAAAAGCUUUGCGGAGGUAUCCCAGAGCUGCAAUUGCAAGCAUGCGAUAUCAAAGUUAUGAAGCAAGGAAAAUCCCAUGUAUUCAAAUUAACUUCCAUAAUUGUUAGUGGGGUUUUAUGUUUCAUUCUAUUUUCAUCCUUUCUUAUCCUUUAUAAGAGGAGAAAAUCAAAAAAAGAAUCUUCUACGCUCCCAAAAACCAGCCAACUUCCAAAUGUUUCAUACAGGGAACUCUAUCAAACGACUAACGGAUUUUCUCCUAACAAUUUAGUUGGAUAUGGUAGUUUCGGCUCUGUAUACAAAGGAAUUCUUGAUCAAGAAAAAAAAAUGGUUGCUGUGAAAGUAUUGAAUCUUCAACAGAAAGGAGCUUCCAAGAGUUUCGUGGCUAAAUGCAAUGCGUUAAGAAAUGUACGACAUCGGAAUCUUGUUAAGAUCUUAACUUGUUGCUCUGGUGUGGACUAUAAUGGCAAUGAAUUCAAAGCUUUAGUUUACGAAUUCAUGGAAAAUGGAAACUUAGACAAGUGGCUGCACCAUGAUAGAGACAAUGAAAGUCCACCAAGAUAUUUGAACCUCCUUCAAAGACUAAAUAUUGCGAUUGAUGUAGGUUUUGCAUUGCAUUAUCUUCAUGAUCAUUGUGAAACACCUAUCAUUCAUUGUGAUUUAAAGCCAAGCAAUGUUCUUCUUGACAAUGACAUGAUUGCUAAAGUAAGUGAUUUUGGUUUGGCAAGAAUCCUCUUUACAACAAAUGAUGUUUCUCAAGAUCAAACUAGCACGGUUGGAAUAAAGGGUACUAUUGGCUACGCUGCUCCAGGAUCUAAAGACAAGGAGUGA